Messenger RNA from Knipowitschia caucasica, 1155 nucleotides. NCBI's taxonomy places the organism in Eukaryota, Metazoa, Chordata, Actinopteri, Gobiiformes, Gobiidae. The record is from the annotation of a GenBank genome assembly.
AUGGAGGAAGUGGUGGAGCGUGUGGUGAACGAGAGCGCUCUCACCUGUGCCCUGCCCACCACCGUCCCACACGCGUACCGCCUCGGGGGUCCGGUCAGCUCGCUUACCUACAGCCUCCCGCUACAGGUGCUGCAGCCCAGGCCGCACUUCUCUCUGGAUGUGAAGACUCGAUCUCAUGAGGGGCUGCUGUUCUUCACUGGGACCAGAGGGGGGCGUGCUCACCUCGCUCUCUACAUGUCCAAGGGCAGGAUCAGACUGUCUGUGGCCAAAGAGAAGGAGAUCUUCAACCGAGAGAAGUACAAUGACGGAAAGUGGCACUCAGUCAUGUUCAGUCUGGAGAAGAAAAAGUUCCGGCUGGUUGUGGAUGGCAUCAGAGCCCUGGACGGUCAGCUCACCAGUGCAGAGUUAACGUCCAUGCAGCAGUUUAUGUCUCCUGUUUACUUGGGCAGUGUACCUGAAGGACUCCAUCAACAACUGAAGACUAAAGCUCUACCAAAGCACAGUGUGUCCGGCUGCAUUCGAAACUUCAAAAUGAACGGGGCAUCAAUGACGGAGCCCUCAGCCAAUCACGGCGCGGGGCCCUGCUUUGAGGGACAAACGCAGAAGGGGGCCUAUUUCUCAGGGAGGGGUGCUCAUGUCAUAGUCAAUGACACGUUCGUCUUGGGCUCCAGUUUCGAGCUGCUGUUUAACAUUCGACCCAGAAGUCACUCUGGGUUACUGUUGUACGUGGGGGAACCCAGCAGAUACGGCGGGGACACCAGCCACUCCCUCUCGGUCUAUAUGCUCAGAGGAGAGGUUGUGGCAAAAGUAACUAAUGGCAAAGGGGAGUUCAUGGUGUCGGUUAAGCCAAAGAGCACGUUGUGUGAUGGGAUGUUUCAUAAAAUAUCAGUGAUCAAGAGGAAAAACGUUGUGCAGCUUCAUGUGGACACGGUGGAUAAUUACAAGAUCGGACCACCUUUAUCCAUCACACCUCUGACCAAAAACCCCCUCUACGUGGGCGGCAUUCCUGAGCUGAGUAGAAAGCACGUUCUCCCAGUCUCCGCGUCCUUCGUGGGCUGCAUCGACGACAUGACCAUCAACAGUGAGCCGGUCCUUUUUAACAGACUCUCUGCUGUGGUCGGUUCAGUCAACCUCAAAGAAUGCCCCGCAGGAUGA